AUGUUUUUAAAGUGGAGAUAUUACAUGCUGAUCAAAUUAAGUUUUAAAGAACAAAUGCAUAGAUUACCUGCACAUCAUAGGAGAUAUUGCUCACAAAAUAAUUGUAACUCAAGAAUAGAAGAGGCAAUAAACAUACAAAUUAAAGCUGAGCAACAAGCAAGCCAGAAUUAUUUAAAUAUAGCUGUCACUAUGCUUCAUCCGUCUAAAUCCCUAUUAGGUGCUGGAGGAUUUUUUAUGAAAAUGUAUUAUGAAGAACUUGAGCACAUGCACAAACUUAUAAAUUAUCAGUUAUUACGAGGGGGAGCACCCUUGAUAUCUAGCCUUGAACUACCAGCCCAACAUAAAAAUCUUACUAUGCUUGAUGCAUUUAAACAAGGCCUGUGUAUGGAAAGAGAUAUAACUGUGCUUAUAGAAAAAGGAAUAAAAUAUGCAGAAGAAGUCAAAGAUUAUCAUUUUGCAGAUUUCAUGACAUCUGUCUUUUUAACUGAACAAAUCCAAUCAAUAUAUGAGUUUGAUCAACAUGUUACCAAGUUAACCACAUUAAAAAACAAUGAUGUUUUCUUGCAUCUCUAUGACUUGGAGCUACAAAAAAACUAUCCACUAUCAGAUAGUAUUAAGAAAGUGGUUAAAUAACUAAUAAAAAGAAAUACAACAACUAUGAGUUUAUUAAAAAUAUUACAUACAUGGACUUAAAAAUAAUUUAAAAAGCUAAAUAUUUUUUUAAUCUCACUGUACAUUACUUAUUAGUCUUUUAAGGCACAUUUUUGGAAAGUAUUUUAAUAAUAUCAUCCACUUUACAUUCUUUCAAAGCCACUUUAAGCUUAGUACUUUCAUUAUUAAAAUUUUCAAGUAAGGAUAGUGUUCUCCAGUCCAGAUACCAUUGUAAUAUUAUGUCUGAAAACAUAAAUUAUUUGUCAAUUUAUAAAUGUAUUAUAAAAAGAAAACAAAGCAAUCACACAUCAAAUAUAGCACUCCUCAGAAUGUUACUGAA
Molecule: messenger RNA, 991 nt
Organism: Spodoptera frugiperda (fall armyworm)
Lineage: Eukaryota; Metazoa; Arthropoda; Insecta; Lepidoptera; Noctuidae
Product: ferritin, middle subunit-like
Exons: 2
Coding region: 1-633 (210 amino acids)
Biological process (GO): intracellular iron ion homeostasis; iron ion transport
Cellular component (GO): cytoplasm
Molecular function (GO): ferrous iron binding; ferric iron binding
Source: RefSeq, a predicted model, not a curated record